AUGUCAAUGUCCGCGGUUUUGUCCGCCCUCCGCAGCGCCGGCCGGCGGCAGCUCUCCGCUUCGACGGCCGGCGUGAGGCAGGCGACCGGGUCACACGUGUUCCGGAUUGACACGUACGCUCAGGCCAGGAGGACGAUGCCCAAGGGCUGGAAGAUGAGUUCGAGCACGUUCAGCGUCGGCGGCCACGACUGGCGUGUCGAGUGCUAUCCGAACGGCGACUGGCAGGAACAUGACGGCUCCAUCUCUCUCUACCUCAACCAUGCCAGCCACAGCAAGACCGGCGACGCCAUAGCGGAGUUCCGGUUUUGUAUACUCAACCAGGUGGACUGGGAGGAGCCAUCGUGGACUAGAUUCUCGGGGGUGCGCCUCUUCUCGGAUACCACCGAUCGGUCCUGGGGCUGGGCCGACUUCGUAAAACAUGAGAAUCUGGAGGAGGAGAAGGAUCUCUAUGUCAAGGACGACUGCCUCGCCGUCCUGUGCGACGUCACCGUCACAGCUGGGAUGCCCACCGACGACCACGCCGAGGCUGCCACGCCAAAACCUGAGGCCGUGGCGGCGGCGGCGGCGGCGGCGGCGGCACCACAUUUCGACUUACACGCGGAACUCGUCUCGAACAACCAAAAACCGGACGUGCUGAUUGAGGUCGGCGGCGAGACGUUGGCAGUCCACCGGCGGGUGCUCGAGGCCCGAUCCCCCGUCUUCAAGGCGGAUCUCUCGCUCGCCUCGGCCAGCGAGGGCGCUACCACUGUGCUACGCGUCGACGACAUGGACGCCGACGUGUGCAAGGCUCUGCUCUGGUUCAUCUACAGCGGCACGCCGGAUAUGAACCAGCUAGAGACGGCGGACACGAUGGCUGAGCGGCUGCUCGUUGCGGCGGACAGGUAUAAGCUGGAGGAGCUGAAGCAGAUAUGCGCGGAUGCGCUACGCCGGCGAAUCCGCAUGAGCUCCGUGGGGACAACCCUUGCGCUGGCCGAGCGGCAUAGUUGCCCCGAGCUGAGGGAAGCAUGCAUGCAGUACAUAUCUUUUCCCGGCAACUUGAAAGCACUCAUGGCUACCGAUGGUUUUGAGCAGAUGAAAACAGAUUGCUCCUCUGCUCUGUUGGAGCUCGUCCUGAAGCAGAUGGUGCGGCUGGAGCUGUAG
Molecule: messenger RNA, 1140 nt
Organism: Aegilops tauschii subsp. strangulata
Lineage: Eukaryota; Viridiplantae; Streptophyta; Magnoliopsida; Poales; Poaceae
Product: BTB/POZ and MATH domain-containing protein 1-like
Biological process (GO): protein ubiquitination
Molecular function (GO): protein binding
Source: RefSeq, a predicted model, not a curated record